Messenger RNA from Acaulospora morrowiae, 1083 nucleotides. The record is from the annotation of a GenBank genome assembly. Lineage: Eukaryota; Fungi; Glomeromycota; Glomeromycetes; Diversisporales; Acaulosporaceae.
AUGAGUAAUGUUAUAAUUGAUUCUUCGUCCGAGUCUGUUAAAAGAGAAGUACAUAUUGAUGCAGGAGAUCAUGAAUGUUGGGGAUCAAAAAGAUAUUGUGGAGAAUGUACUCGUAAGUUUUUUCAGGAACAACCUUCGAAUUGGACAAGUGGUAAUUCAGAAAUUGAUAAAAUAAUUCGAGAAUCUCAGGAAAGUGGAAGGAAUGUAAAUAAUAGUCUUGAGUGGAUACCAUUUAAACAAUUUUACGAUAUAAGGGAGGUAGACAAAGGUGCAUUCAGCAUAGUGUAUUUAGCAUAUUGGAUGGACGGACCGUUGCUUAUGAAAGCUUUUCCGGAUGAAGUUUCUUUAAAAAAAAAUGAAAAAAGAAUUAGAAUGUUUUAUCGGGAAGGUCCUAUAAAAGUAAUAUUGAAAAAGCUUAAAAAAUCACAAAAUAUUUCAGCAGAGUUCAUUAACGAAUUAAAAGUUCACUACAAACUUUAUUGUAAAGAUUUACGAAAGAAUGUUAUUCGUCUAUUUGGAAUAUCUAACGAUCCUACGGAUGGAGAAUUUUAUAUGGUUUUAGAAUAUUGUGAGCAUGGAAACAUGCGACGGUAUUUAAAAUUAAAUUCCAAUAGUGAAAGUUUAGAGUGGUGGUGGAUACUUUUUCAUAUAAUGUCGGUUUUUGAUAGUUUAAGUUAUAUACACAAGGAAGGGUUCACUCACAAUGACUUGCAUAGUGGUAAUUUAUUAUUUACUAAUUUUGAGAAUCGGGAUGCAUUGGAACUAAAAAUCGCAGAUCUUGGAUUAAGUGGACCAGCAAAUCAAACAAGGGAGAAUGAAAUAUUAAAAGAAAACUUAGAGUUAAGAGACCUUUAUGGAUACUCAACUCUUGAUGAAUUUGCAGACGAUGUAUGGGAAUUUAAACUCAAAAUGUUUGAUAUAAGCUGUCGAGAUGCAAAUCAUCAAAUGGAAAUGCACCCAAAGGCGAUCUAUACAAGUCAACUAAUAUCUGAUCUUACAAAAAAUGUUCAAUGGGUGUCAAAUGAAUUAGAUCGAGAUAAUAAAUACGACUCCGUUCAAGGCAGGUUAAAAAUCGAUUUCUAG